AUAAGAUUUUGGAUAAAGACAGAAUUUGCUUCGCUUAAAUUUUAAUACUUGUGUGCAUUAAGACAAAGUUAAAUUUUUAAAAUGGAUGCUCGACAAAAUAAUGAUGAAGAAAGGGAACAAAAGAUAGCACUCUAUGCUUUUAUCCUUUACUGUGCAAUAUUUCUUCUAUAUUACCUUCAUCGCCAGUUUAGACUACUGUAUAAAAUGUACAGUUAUCUAUCAAUGGUUGACCGUUCCGUGUUAAUCGUUGCAUCUGCAUUUUUGCUUGGAUUCGUCCUUGCUCUUAUUUCAUUCCAAGAACGUCCACCUUCUCAUAGGGUUCAACGAUGGAGACUUAUGCCAGAGACAAAUGGUGGAAAUCAACAUGACGAUACUUCAGAUGAAGAUGAUAGUUAUUUAUAUAUGCCCUGACGAAAAUGAUGUAUAUUUUCCAAAUUACAUCAGAGCUUUUACUUUCCGAUAUUCUUCUUGACAUGAUACAUUUUUAUACAGAACCAGUUGAAAGUUGAAUGAGCAACAAUAAGUAUUCAAUUGAGUUUCCAUUUAAUAGAUUUAUUUCUUCUUGAAACGAAACUCGUGCUAUAUUUAUAGUCAAUAAAUUACUAAUGUUAUGUAUCUAAGCUAUUUUUA
This is a messenger RNA of Argiope bruennichi, 630 nucleotides long. RefSeq lists its product as uncharacterized. The record is from RefSeq and is a predicted model, not a curated record. The coding region runs from base 82 to 411 and encodes 109 amino acids. The transcript is spliced from 3 exons. Lineage: Eukaryota; Metazoa; Arthropoda; Arachnida; Araneae; Araneidae.